CCCUCGGGGCGGGCCCGGUGGGCGGCGACCCCAGCGUUCCUGCUCCCGGGGCCUCAGACCUCUCGGGAGAGCGCGGCGCAGCGCAGAUUAAAAUCAAGAAACAUAAACCAGAAGCUGCAGUUUCUUGACAUGGAGAACCAAGCCAGUAAUACAAUGGGAGCUUCUCCUUGUGAGGCCGAACUUCAGGAAUUAAUGGAACAAAUUGACAUCAUGGUAAGCAACAAAAAGUUGGACUGGGAAAGGAAGAUGCGGGCUUUGGAGACACGAUUAGAUCUUCGGGAUCAAGAGUUGGCAAAUGCACAAACUUGUUUGGAUCAGAAAGGUCAAGAGGUGGGGUUACUUAGACAGAAGGUGGACAGUCUGGAAAAAUGUAAUUUAGCAAUGACUCAGAAUUACGAAGGACAACUACAAACCCUAAAAGCUCAAUUUUCCAAACUGACAAAUAGCUUUGAGAAACUGAGACUGCACCAGAUGAAACAAAGUAAAGUUCGGCGAAAGGAAUUGCUGCACCCAAAAGAAGAAAUACCCUUUGAACUGAGCAGUUUGAACCAGAAGUUAGAGGAAUUUAGAGCAAAGUCAAGAGAAUGGGACAAGCAAGAGAUACUGUAUCAGACUCAUCUGGUUUCUUUAGAUGCUCAACAAAAAUUAUUAUCUGAGAAGUGUAAUCAAUUUCAGAAACAGGCACAAAGUUACCAAACUCAACUAAAUGGUAAAAAACAGUGCAUAGAAGACAGCAGCUCAGACGUUCCUCAGUCGAUAUGUGAACUGGAUCACGGCUGUGAAGCCAGUGAAAAAGAUGAGUUCAUUAUUGAAAAAUUAAAAUCAGCUGUGAGUGAAAUAGCAUUAAGCAGGAAUAAGUUACAGGAUGAAAAUCAGAAGCUUUUACAAGAACUGAAAACGUACCAAAGACAGUGCCAGGCCAUGGAAGCAGGACUCUCAGAAGUGAAAAGUGAGUUACAGUCACGUGAUGAUCUCUUGAGAAUUAUAGAAAUGGAACGAUUACAGCUGCACAGGGAAUUAUUAAAAAUAGGAGAAUGCCAAAAUACUCACGAAAAUAAGAAAAGACAUGAAUCAUCUUACUCACCUGCUAAAGAACCGGAAAGGAAAAGGAAAGAGUUGUUUUCAGUGACCCUAGAUCAGCCAAAUCAUGAAAAAGAAUUGAACAAGAUAAGAAGCCAACUCUCUCAGGAGGAGGAGUGCCAGGGUUCUGAGCAGGAAAGAAUGAGGAACGAAAUCUCGGACCUAACAGAGGAACUUCAUCAGAAGGAGAUCACUAUAGCAACUAUCAUGAAGAAAGCUGCCUUUCUGGAAAGACAGUUAAAAAUGGAGUUAGAAAUAAAAGAAAAACUGUUAUCAAAACAGCAGAUCUCAGACAUGAGAUAUAAAGCUGUCAGAACUGAAAACACACACCUGAAAGGGAUGAUGGGAGAUUUGGACCCCGGACAGUACAUGACAAGUGAAAUUACUGAUAUUAAGAGUUUGGACUUCACUAACAGGGCACACUCGAGGCAUACAUCUAUUAACAAACUGGAAUAUGAGAAUGAAAGGCUCCGAAAUGAUCUUGCAAAACUUCGCUCCAAUGGCAAAGCAGCGUGGGCCGAUCAAAACACCUACGAAGAAAUGGGACAGUACACCUAUCAAAACCAAAUAAAAAUGGAAAAGAAUGAAGAUAGACUUAGCCGAGACCGGGAGCCAAACAGAAGUGCAACACCGCCACUGCCCCCUUUGCCAUUUCAAACCAAAGAAAUGACAAGCCCCCUGCUUAGUGAUGACGAAGUGUUCCCACUGUCUCCCCCAGAUAUAGUCUUCCCAGCCUCUUUGGCUACACAGCAUUUCCUUCUGGAGGAAGAGAAGCGAGCGAAAGAAUUUGAAAAACUUCUAAAUACACAUAUUGAUGAACUGCAAAGACAUACAGAAUUCACCCUGAAUAAAUACACCAAGCUAAAACAAAAUAGACACAUGUGAACUUUUAAACUCUUUUUAUUUGCUUCCCCCACCCCAAGGGAAAAAAAAGCUCUGGCAAAAUAUUUACAAAGCUGAAUAAUGAAACUGAGAAAUUUUGUUCUGUUUUCAUGAGUAAAUCAUUUCUGUUAGGCAGCUAGAAAAUAGGUAUUUUGUUCGAUAAAGCUGUUUGUAUUUCUGCACUAACCUAAUAAAUUCUUUGACUGUAGAGUUACUAUAAACAGGACUACUCCAAAAGACAUUUUUUUCCAGUCUAUGGAAUAUUUUGGAAUUAAAUAUGGAGUUUUUUCCCCCACAAAUCAUGUAUACUGAAAACCCAUUUCCUCUGUAACAAUACAAAAUGAGGGAAAGGGAAAAUGCUGCAUUUCAAAUAUCCAGGGCAGCUCAUUUGUACUAGGUUUGAAAACUCAAGAAUUUUUCCAAAUGAAAAACCUUAUUUUGAGCUAUGUAAACAUCCAAACAUUGCUUUUAGGGAAAAAAAAAAAAAGCAUAGCUUUACCGGUUCUACAAUUAUCUUUGUAAUGUCUCUCUGUUUUAACACAACUAAGACAUGGAAACAUCUGUUUACACAUUUGAAAUGUACAUUCCAGCCAGAGAUUAGUGCUUUCCUGUUAGCUCUACUUACUUCAUGGACAUGAACGAGAUAAAGAAGAUGUAAAACACUACUGCUGUUACACCCUUCCUUGUAAUACCUCUGUUUUUAAUACAUAAAGCGAUAUGAAAUUCUGUGAAUGAAAACUUAAAUGCCAAAUCUGUAUGCAACAGUUAACAACGUGGUAGUGGACAAUAAAAUUUAAGUUACAAAUA
Molecule: messenger RNA, 2769 nt
Organism: Hyaena hyaena (striped hyena)
Lineage: Eukaryota; Metazoa; Chordata; Mammalia; Carnivora; Hyaenidae
Gene: DEUP1
Product: deuterosome assembly protein 1
Exons: 15
Coding region: 130-1965 (611 amino acids)
Biological process (GO): de novo centriole assembly involved in multi-ciliated epithelial cell differentiation; centriole replication
Cellular component (GO): centriole; deuterosome
Source: RefSeq, a predicted model, not a curated record